Molecule: messenger RNA, 1794 nt
Organism: Protobothrops mucrosquamatus (brown spotted pit viper)
Lineage: Eukaryota; Metazoa; Chordata; Lepidosauria; Squamata; Viperidae
Gene: TRIP6
Product: thyroid hormone receptor interactor 6
Exons: 9
Coding region: 1-1794 (597 amino acids)
Biological process (GO): cell-cell adhesion
Cellular component (GO): stress fiber; focal adhesion
Source: RefSeq, a predicted model, not a curated record
AUGUCCGGCCCCACCUGGCUGCCCCCGAAGCAAGUGGGGGUCCUGGGCCAGCCCGAUGUCACCGUAUCCGCCCCAGCCGUCUGCAGGGUCCAGAAGAGUUUUGCUUCCAUCCCGGCAGCUCCCAAACCCGCCCACCGGACUCCGGAGACCAAUGGGGCAAUGGGCUCAGCGGGGGGCCUUUCCCGGGACCAGCCCCCUCCGCCAGGUCCCGCCUCGCUUCCCCAGGAUUCUUCUGCGGAUUCCCCCUACUCCUCCGUAAGCGAGAGAGGGUCCCGGGGAUCCUGGGAUAGUGCUACACCUCCCAGCUACACCUUGCAGCAGGGAGAGUCCCCAGAGCAGGCGCGGGGUCUUCACCCCACCAACAUCGAUGUCCAGAUAGAUUCGCUCACCAGCAUGUUGGCCGACAUGGAGAGCAGCCAGCAGCGCCGGGGCGAACGGCCGAAUGCGGAAUCUGUGCCGUAUCCAGCUCUGCAGCCAGGUGCCCCCAAACCCAGCCCGGCUUCGGCUAUCUACAAGCCCACCCUCUCGGGCGGCUUCAUGCCCCUUAAGCCCGAUGCCAAGACCCUGCCCUAUGGAGGCCCACCGGCCUCGGGAUCCCCUUAUCCAGCCGUCCCGGUGAUGCCCUGCCAGUACGGCUCACCCGGCUUGGGGGAGGCCUAUGGAUACCACCGUGCCCCCAAACCGUACCCGCAGCCGAUGCCCGCCUCGUACGCCACGGCUUCCUCCUCAGCCGGAACCCCCUUCAGCAUUCAGGUGAAGGUGGCCAAGCCGGUGGUGGGCUACAACCAGCCCAGGCGCCGGGCGGAGCCGGCCUACGGACCCCCGUCCCCCCAGCUGGGAUACGGGGCGAAGCCUCCCCCGCAGUACGCCUCGGAGCCGGGCUCCCGUGCCCGUCCCCACGAGGCUGAGUCUUGGUAUCCGGAGCCUCCCUCCUAUGGCCAGCGGCCGGGCGAGGGGGAAUUCUACGCCGGCCCUGCAGGGCAGGGCAGGCUGGAGGCGCCGGGGGGACAGUUCCAGUCUGGAUUGGCGAAAGCCGGCAAGGAAGAGUUGACGGGACCCCUGCUUCCCGCCAGCAGUGGGGGGCUGAGGUUUCCCCAUCAGCCCCCGUCAUGCCGCCCGGAAGAGGAGCUGGAUCGGCUGACCAAGAAGCUGAUUUACGACUUGAAGCACCCUCCGACGGCCGAGUACUUCGGCCGCUGCGCUCAGUGCGGGGAGAACGUGGUGGGCGACGGGACGGGCUGCGUGGCCAUGGACCAGGUCUUCCACGUCGAGUGCUUCACCUGUGCGACUUGCCACGGCCGCCUGCGGGGGCAGCCGUUCUACGCCAUCGACCGCCGGUCGUACUGUGAAUCCUGCUAUAUUGUGACUCUGGAGAAAUGUUCCAUGUGCUCCAAGCCCAUCAUGGACCGGAUCCUGCGGGCGAUGGGUAAAGCUUACCACCCUCAGUGCUUCAUCUGUGUGGUCUGCCACCGCUGCCUGGACGGGAUCCCUUUCACCGUGGACGCCACCAGCCAGAUCCACUGCAUUGAAGAUUUCCAUCGGAAAUUUGCCCCCCGCUGUUCCGUGUGUGCGGAGGCCAUCAUGCCUGAACCGGGCCAGGAGGAGACGGUGCGAAUUGUGGCCCUGGACCGCAGCUUCCACAUCGGCUGCUACAAGUGCGAGGAGUGUGGUCUGCUCCUCUCCUCCGAAGGGGAGGGGCGCGGCUGCUACCCGCUGGACGGCCAUAUUCUCUGCAAGAACUGCAGCGCCCGGCGGAUUCAAGACCUCUCCUCCGAUAUCACCACCGACUGCUGA